AUGGGUUAUAAAAACAAGCACCAUCCACAGUCUUCUUAUGCAAGAAUUCAUUCUAGAUACCAAAGCGGUGGCUAUUCUAAUGCAGGUACAAGAGAAUCCUUAUUAAGAAGAAUAGGAGCAUUAGAGGAAUCUAUUGAUGAUAUUUUAAAAGAAUAUGAGACGAAUUAUAAGGAAACUUUGCAUUUUUUGUCUAACCGUGAUCAUUCUAAAUAUAUCCAGAACAUUGACCCUUUCAAAAACAAUAAUGAUCAACCACGAAACCUUGAUCAAUCUUCCACUAAAAUUGAUGUUAAUAAAAAUACAGAACUUUCCACUAAAGUUCCCCCUCAAGAAACGCAUUCAGGCUUGCCUGAAAAAAUAGAGCCAAGAGCUGCUACAAAAGAAAAUAUAAUAUCUUCAACAAGUAUUCAAAAAUCUUCUUCUGAAAGUAAGCCAGCACUAAAGAAUGUCCAAUCAACCAUACUAAUUUCGAACUUUGAGGACAACUUAACUGAGAUUGCUAAGAAGUCUGUGAAUUGUUCUAUAGAUAUACCAAAAACCUCCCAAGAUAAUCAUAUUGUUUCAGUAGUACAUUCAGUAAGUUUUCCAGAACCUAGAAAAGAGACAAAUGAUAAAUUAAAUCCAAUAUCUACCCAUCAUUCGGUACCUAAGACUACACCAUCUGAUACUACUAUAGAGAAUGAUCUAAUUGCUACUAUUCAAUCUGAUACUAAAGCUACUCUUUCCGCAGCACCAAUUGUCUCCGUUGGUUUAGAAAUUCCCUCUAAGGAUCUUAACAGUUCACACUUAAUUAACAAAAAUCUUAAUCAAAUUUCUCAAACAGAUGUUCCAAAAAUUCAAUCAGGAUUAAAUUUAGAUGUGCAAGAAAGAAAUGCAGCACUAAACAAAACAAAUGAGGUAGUGAAUCAAAGAAUGUCCCAUUCAAUAGCUGUUGCUGAAACGAAAUGCAAGAAUAACUCAAAACCACAUUCAGUUAGUCGUACUGAAUUAUCUACAAACGAGGCACUUGACUGUAAAACUACUACUUCAAUUAACAGUCCUAAAGAGAAGGUUCAGAAUGAUAAGACAAAUGAGAAUUUUCAAAAUGAACCAGUAAAAACACAAUUAACUCCUGAAAAUACCAAAAUUUCAUCAGCGGACAAUGAUAAGAUGAACAAGAUACUAAAACUUCCAGUAGCUCAACCUCCAGAACAAGUUAUUUCCCCAAUUGUAAAACACGGCGCUAGUAUUACAGCUUGUGAUGUAAAUAAAGCAUCUGAUGAUGGUACUUCUCUUAAUAAACUCACCUUAAAUAAAAAUAAUGAAAUAAAAGAAAUACCACUUUCUAAUGGAAAGUCAAAGACUACUAUUACCAAAAGAGAAUCAGUUAUAUGCUCAGAUAAGGUUAAUACAGAUCAAGUCAGUAGUAAUGGGAAUGUGACUUCAUCUGAUUUAGUUCUAUACAAUAAGCCAAAGAAUACUGAUAUUGUUGCAGACCAUGCCAUGGUUAUUGAAUUAGCGUCAGAUCGUCAAGUUAAACAACCUUCUGAAUUCAACGAUGAUAAAGCUAAAGCGCUUGGUUUUCCAACUGCUCCGUGCAAGUCUCAAACGGACUUGCCAAAGCAACGAUCAUCUAUACAAAUUGAUACUGUAGGGAAUAAAUUGGUUAUCCAGACCUUUGAUCUACAAGAUGAUAACGAAACUAACAAGAUAAAUGAUGGUGAUACUUCAAAGAAUGCAGCUACAGCAGUUGUAUUAAGGGAGACAGAUAUUUCUCCGCACGGUGAUGUAUCUGACGCAACUAAUAGUGAGCUUUCAUUCCUUAGACAUAUUUGUAAUAAUUAUCUAAAUAUUUCCCACAUGUUGACUACUAUCAAGUUCAAAAAAUUGUGCUGUAUUUCUUCCAAGAAAGAGAAGCCAAUAGGCUUAUUUGGCAUUGCGAAUCAUGGUGACACUUUACAAUUGUUAUCAUUAAAUAGCGAUCAGAUUAGCGCAAUUGGCAAGCAUUGGGAUGUAUUUGUUAGUAUGUUGAAGGCUUUUAAUGAGACUGAGGAAAGAUUAAAAAAGUUUCUUGUAUGGCAAGGAUUUGUGGCAGGAACUACUUUUCCACCUGGAAAAUUGACCACAUUUUAUUGGAUGGAUACCUAUUAUAAGCAUGUGUACGGUAGUAGUAUAUACAAGAAGGUUGAUGGAAAUGAAUCCUUUAUAGCUCCUGAAAAACCAUUUUGUAAACAAUUCUGCAAGUACGGUGAAUGUAAUACCAAAAAAUGUAGGUUCAUUCAUGAUAAGAAAAAUAUUGCUUUAUGUAAGGAUUACUUCUUUAGAGGUGCAUGUUAUAAGGAUUGUAAUCUAACCCAUCAGCCUCGCGGUAACGCAAAUGUUAUUCCUGUAUGCAAAUAUGACUUCUUUGGCACAUGUAAUUAUCCUUUUGGUGCUGAGACAGGGGAAUAUGGCCCCGAUUAUUGUAAAUAUGUGCACAAUUCAAAAGCUAGAAAGGAUUACCCAAAUUGUAUGAGCUUUGCUUACGGUAGUUUCUGUGAGGACGGACUAAAUUGUGAAUUUCCCCAUGUUUGGGAAUGCUUUAAUGAGUAUAUGGGUAUACCCUGUGUUUUCUCAGGAUGCACAUAUUCACACUCAAAUAAAUCCCUUGCAGAACCUGGUUUUACCCACAAGAUUCCAUUAAAUAAGAUCCCUGAUAAAGCAUACUUAACUAAAAGUAAAAUUUUAAGUGGGCAUCACACGAUUACGCCUCAUUAUCAUUCUGAACAAUCAUCUAGUGGAAUUAAGCGCUCAAGAGGUAGCAAUUUUCAUGAAGAUGAUAAUCAGAUACACAAGAAGCCUAGAUCUAAAACCUUGGAAGAAAAGCUAGAUCUUCCUGCUAAAGGUCCUAAUAAUGGCACAUAUAGAAGGAAUGUUGGUACAACUCCGACUGUAAGAUUAGACGAAGAAUUCAUCCCCCUAUAG
Henningerozyma blattae CBS 6284 is the source of this 2943-nucleotide messenger RNA. RefSeq lists its product as uncharacterized. NCBI's taxonomy places the organism in Eukaryota, Fungi, Ascomycota, Saccharomycetes, Saccharomycetales, Saccharomycetaceae. The transcript has a single exon. Bases 1 to 2943 code for a protein of 980 amino acids. The record is from RefSeq and is a predicted model, not a curated record. Gene Ontology annotation, molecular function: metal ion binding.